AUGAGAGAGGACAGAGGAGAGAUGAGAGAGGAGACAGGAGACAGGAGAGAGGAGACAGGAGAGAGGAGAGAGGACAGAGGAGACAGGAGAGAGGAGACAGGCGAGAGGACAGAGGAGACAGGAGAGAGGACAGAUGAGAGAGGACAGAGGACAGAUGAGACAGGAGAAAGGAGACAGGAGAGGAUAGUGGAAAGAGGAGAGAAGAGAGAGAAGACAGGAAAAACACAGAAGAGCAGAGAGUGGAGCGAGAGGACAGAGGAGAGAGCGUCAGACCGAGGGGGAGGCUGCCAGGUAUGUGCCUCCUCCAUCUCCUCUGAGAGCAUCCUUUACACUCGCCCUCAGCUGUACUUUAUCCUCCUCAUCACAAAGCUCUGGCAGCGGCGGAGAGAAGACAAGAUGGCUGCCCUGCCUCAGACAGAUAAGCCUCACAGACCUCAUGACUCAUUCAAAUAUGUCUCGGCUGCAGAUGCUAAGAGUUGUCAGUCCUCUAAGCCGCUACAGGGCCUCAGUAAGACCGAGAGAUGGGUUUUGGAGCAGGAGGAGGCGAGGAGAGGAGGCUAA
Knipowitschia caucasica is the source of this 561-nucleotide messenger RNA. Lineage: Eukaryota; Metazoa; Chordata; Actinopteri; Gobiiformes; Gobiidae. The record is from the annotation of a GenBank genome assembly.